Messenger RNA from Triplophysa rosa, 1225 nucleotides. Its product is annotated as DDB1- and CUL4-associated factor 8-like. The record is from RefSeq and is a predicted model, not a curated record. The coding region runs from base 287 to 1207 and encodes 306 amino acids. The transcript is spliced from 5 exons. Gene Ontology annotation, molecular function: protein binding. Gene Ontology annotation, cellular component: cytoplasm; Cul4-RING E3 ubiquitin ligase complex. NCBI's taxonomy places the organism in Eukaryota, Metazoa, Chordata, Actinopteri, Cypriniformes, Nemacheilidae.
AAAGAGCGUCUCGCCGGAAAAAGAAACAGAAAAAAGGAAAGAGAAAGAAAAAAAUAGAAGCGUUAACGAAGCAGGUCUGUCAAAACAUAAACACUGCAGCACGACCACAAACGUGACCGUAAACUGCGGGUUUUAUUUUUUUGGAUGGCCAGUGAGGGAUCAGACGACACGUCUCACAAAUGCCCUGCGCUCGAGGUCGCGCUCGAGACUGAAGAGUAAAUCUGCGCAGAGAUUAACAAGUGCGGACACUUUGGGCCUGUAGCAGAGGGUCUCAGAGACAGUCAGAAUGAGUGAUACAGAAGGACAAUCAAGCAUCCCAAAUGACUGGCUCGCUUCUUUACCAGGUGCUGAUGAGACGGAGCCUGGAGAGGGAGAUGCAUCUGCAGCGAGGGACGCCCAGUCUGCUCCUGAGUCCGUCAAUUUAAGUUCGGCCCCCGAGGGAAGCGAGGGCGCUCAAGACCGGCCAAUGGCUGACUCCUCGCAGAAGCAGGGGCCGGGUGAAGAAGAGGACACGGACAGCAUGGAUGGCAGUGGACUGUACUCCCUCACAGAAGACGGAGAGCGAGAGAGUGAAGGAGGAGGGCAGACAGAGCGGGGGAAAGACGAAGGCAGAAGAUCUGCCAGGAAGAGGAACCGCCCCAGCGGGGGAGCCACGCGCCUCUCUUCUAGUUCAGAUGAUGACGAUGAAGAUGAAGAAGAGGACGAGGAGGACAACGUUGAAGAAGAUGAGGAAGCCAUGGAGGCUUGGCUGGGAUCUGACCUGCGUGACCUGACUCGCCCUUCCUGGUGUGCCGUCCCCUCGCUGCGUGCUCGAGAGAUCGGCCACAGCUCGCUGCAGUUUGUGAGGAAGGUGUGCGGCGCGCGGGGUCUGGUGCAGAGGCUGGAACUGCAGGGUCGUCUGGAGAGACACACGGGCUGCGUGAACACCCUCCACUUUAACCCUUCCGGCACUCGCCUGGCAUCCGGCAGUGACGAUCUCCGCGUGGUCAUCUGGGACUGGGCUCGCAAAAGGGCCGAGCUUGAGUUUGACAGCGGUCAUAAGAGCAACGUCUUUCAGGCAAAGUUUCUUCCACACAGCGGUGACUCCACGCUGGCCAUGUGUGCCAGAGACGGACAGAUCAGAGUGGCUGAGCUUUCUGCCACACAGUGCUGCAAGAACACCAAAAGAGUGGCUCAACACAAAGGUGCAGCCCAUAAGGUAAAAUAAUCCCAAAACAUCACAGAA